This is a messenger RNA of Annulohypoxylon maeteangense, 1615 nucleotides long. RefSeq names its product FAD/NAD(P)-binding domain-containing protein. The record is from RefSeq and is a predicted model, not a curated record. Gene Ontology annotation, molecular function: FAD binding. The transcript is spliced from 2 exons. NCBI's taxonomy places the organism in Eukaryota, Fungi, Ascomycota, Sordariomycetes, Xylariales, Hypoxylaceae. The coding region runs from base 203 to 1531 and encodes 442 amino acids.
GGCAAAAUGAGGCAUCUGCCGCUCGACGCCGACUACUUCAAUGUGACGUAAAGCCCGGCGCAUCCAAUACAAGGACCCCUCCCGGUUAAUUCGCAGGACAUACGUUCAUCAGCCAACGGGAUUACUUUUAUCACCUGGACCUAAUCGCCGAAUAUUUAACUUCAUACCCCAUGGGGAAAUUUGGAGAUAAUUGAUCGAUGAAAUGAGCAUGACCAUGGCUAUCCCUACAACUCAAUCGCCGGCGGAAGGCCAAGGGUCUAAAAAAUUACACUUCGUAAUAGUCGGAGGAUCACUAGGCGGUCUCGCGACCGGACUUGCGUUAAAAGCGCUCGGCCAUGACACCACGAUACUAGAGCGCAACCCCGCGCCCCUAUUACAAGACCAAGGAGCCGGCAUUGUCGCAGGAGGCGACACACUCGAGCUAUUCAAGCGCUACAACCGGUGCGACCGCCCCAUCGCCGUCGGCUCAGCGCGGCGACAAUACCUCGACAAGGCGGGCAACAUCGUGCACCGGGAGGAAAUGGUGCAGAACAUGACGUCCUGGGACCUAACCUACUACCUCAUGCGCGCCAACUACGACGGCGUCGAAAGCCCUUACUGCAAAGUCCCGUCUCCAGACCCAUCUCACGGCAACGCAACCCACGAGCACGACCGUCAAGUAACCCGUUUCGAAGAAGAAGGCUCUGGCAUCCGCGUGCACUGGACGACCAGCACCGGCGCUUCCGGCAGCACAUACGGGGACAUCCUAAUCGGCGCGGACGGUCCCAGCUCCACGAUCCGCAAGAUCCUCGAACCGAGCGUCGAGCGUAAAUACGCAGGCUACUGCGCCUUACGCGGGACCCUCAUCGAAAGCGAAGCCAGCGCCUCGGCGCGCGAAGCCUUCACCAACCGGUUCACCUUCUUCCACUGCCCCGGCGUGCAGAUCCUCGCGUACCUGAUCCCGGGCAAAGACGGGACGGUGGAGCCGGGGGAGAGGUUGGUCAAUUUCGUGUACUACACGAAUUUCCCCGCGGGCUCGGCGGAGCUGGAGGAAAUCAUGACGGAUCGGGAGGGGCGGAGACGGCAGAUCACGGUGCCGCCGGGGGCGAUAUCCGAGGCGGCGUGGGAGAAGCAGCGGGUUCUGGCGCGGGAACGGCUGCCGCCGCAGUUUGCGGAGAUUGUGUGCGGGACGACGAAGCCGUUUGUGCAGGCUGUGACGGAUGUGCUGACGCCGAAUAACGAGUACCUGGGGGGCAAGGUCGUGCUUAUUGGGGAUGCGCUGGCGGGGUUCCGUCCGCAUACUGUGGCGUCGACUUCGCAGGCUGCGUUUGAUGCGAUGUUGUAUGCGGAUUAUAUCGCGGGGCGGGUGACGAGGGAGGAGUGGAAGAGGCAGACGGUGGGGUUUGCGAGGUAUAUACAUAAGAGGGGGGUGGAUAUGGGGGUGAGGAGCCAGCAUCAGGAUCUUCCGCUCCAGGAACAUAUUGAGGAUCGGAAUAGAGCGUCGGUGCCCAGGGAGCAGGAGGUGUAUCCCGAGUGGGCGACCGUUAUGUAAAUUGGUUAUAUUUCGUAUGUAGACCAGCAUCUAAGAAUAUAUGUACUUUGCAUUGCUCCAGGAAACCUUCCGCACAUUAUGUUA